AUGGAAUACAUGUUAUCUUCUCAGUGUGGAAGGGAUUCGAUCAAUGCAGAACACAUUGGAAGCGUGAAAAGCGUUUCGAAAAUGGUCAAUCACAGCAUGUUUCGUAUGAGGUUAGAGAAUCUUUUGAAUGUGCUUGCGGCGAUUGGGCAUGGAGUGUGCAUGUCCGAAACAUUUUUGAGGAAAUGUUUUAUGAAAAGUAUUUAA
Ordospora pajunii is the source of this 204-nucleotide messenger RNA. RefSeq lists its product as uncharacterized. NCBI's taxonomy places the organism in Eukaryota, Fungi, Microsporidia, Ordosporidae. The record is from RefSeq and is a predicted model, not a curated record. Bases 1 to 204 code for a protein of 67 amino acids. The transcript has a single exon.